This is a messenger RNA of Pantherophis guttatus, 1606 nucleotides long. RefSeq names its product homeobox protein NANOG-like. The record is from RefSeq and is a predicted model, not a curated record. Gene Ontology annotation, biological process: regulation of transcription by RNA polymerase II. NCBI's taxonomy places the organism in Eukaryota, Metazoa, Chordata, Lepidosauria, Squamata, Colubridae. Gene Ontology annotation, molecular function: DNA-binding transcription factor activity, RNA polymerase II-specific; RNA polymerase II cis-regulatory region sequence-specific DNA binding.
CUCCAUCCGGUCCUCCCUCCCCACCACUCAGGUCCUACCCAGGCCACUCCCAGUCAAUUAGGCCACCUUUAACAUGACAAUGAUUCGGGAAGGUCUGUCUGCCGCAAGGCGGGCCAUAAAAGGUAUCCCAAGGAGGCUGAGGGGCUUCUAUAACUCUUCCCGUUAGGCUUCCGCGUUCCACCCAUGAACGCCCCGCUGGCCAUAAAUACUGCUUAUCGAGCCUACACCUCCGGAGUGGCGGUCCCCGGAAUGGGUUAUGAGCAGUAUUACUGGCCUUCCCCAGAGGAGAAAGCGCAGGAGCCGGUGCACAGUUCGGAGGGGGGCCCUCCCCCAGAAGAUUUAAGUGACGUGGAGGAAAAGCCGCCCCACAAAAACCCAAAUCUUUCUCCAAGUUCUGGAAUAUUAAUUCUUUACACCCCCGACUCUGCUACCAGUCCCAACAGACAGUCCUCUUCUCCACAGCUCACUUCUACACCCCAGAAAUACAAGGAGGAAAAUCCAGGAAGCAGGAAAGCCAAAACACGCACAGCUUUCUCUCAAGAGCAAUUGGAGAUACUGCACCACCGAUUUCAGAGCCAAAAGUAUCUCAGUCCACAACAGAUUCAAGAACUGGCUGCAGCCUUGAAACUCACUUACAAACAGGUAAAAACGUGGUUUCAGAAUCAACGGAUGAAGUUUAAGCGAACUCAGAAAGAAACUCUGUGGAUGAGAAAAGGAAUGUGCCAAACUCAGAAUAGUUAUUUGGAUAUAAACCCAAGCUAUCAUGAAGGUUACAGUAUUGGUGAGGCCAGGAACAUCCAUUCACUGGCUGCUGUGCAUGAGAACUACAUCAGCAAUCAAAACUAUAGCAGUAACCAAAGUUAUAAUAGUGACCACAACCAGGCCUACUGUAGUCCUCAGAAUUUUUAUCCAGUUGGUGAGGAUGGGAGCUUCUUUGGAAAAGCUGGUGGGGCCUGUUAUAGUCCACAAACCAUCAACUAUAUCAACCACCAAAAGAUGAAUUUUUAUCCUGGCUUCUCUCCAAGCAUGGAGUAUGCCACCAUGAAGAUGGAAGAUGGGUAUACCUUCCAAAAUGCAUCUUCUGCUGCAUUACCAGGACCCCCUGUCCUCCAGCACUAUCAAAGUCCUCUACAAACUCAAGGACCACGGAGCAACUGUAACUCCUAAGCUUUCUUGCUUUUGUAGUCUUCUUUAUUUUGCCAAAGUCACCUACCUCUUCCCACUCCCUCCAGCAAAGGGACCGUGGCACUUUUCAAAAGCUAGGCAUAGACAAGAGUGUGUUUGUGUAUGGGUGUAAGUGAUUCUGAACUUGACUUUCAUUACGUCUCUCCUGGCUGGCCUCUAGGAAGAGAUUUAAUAUGGAAGGCAGUUCUCAUUCAGGAAAUGAGAAUUCACGGAACAUCAGAAUUAUUAGCUCUGUGCAUGACUUGCCUUUAGUUCCCCCCCACCAUCACUUAAUGCCAUUUUAUAAAUAAUUUAGCUGGAGUUCAGAUACAAGUACAGUUGGGAAUGUGGAUUGGUUGAAUUUUUCAACAAAUUGAGAUCAUUUUGCAUCUGGCCAAUUUGAGAUUUUUAAUAGCAUUAACAAUUAAAAUCCAGGAAUCAA